AUGGAUUCCAUAAGCGCAGCAGCACGAGCAGCAAUAAAUGAAUGUUUUAAUUAUAAUGUAUUGGCUUUCUUCAGCUUCAGAGGAAAAACUAAGCGAAGUUUUACCAACUUAAAGUUGUGUACUGUUAUUUAUGAAUCAUUGUCUAGUUUCCGUACUGAUCCAAAAGAUGAAGUCAAAUUCAAUCGAACUGUGGACAACUAUAUAAAACAUUAA
Messenger RNA from Macrosiphum euphorbiae (potato aphid), 213 nucleotides. The record is from the annotation of a GenBank genome assembly. Lineage: Eukaryota; Metazoa; Arthropoda; Insecta; Hemiptera; Aphididae.